Chenopodium quinoa (quinoa) is the source of this 4321-nucleotide messenger RNA. Its product is annotated as protein TRANSPARENT TESTA 1-like. Gene Ontology annotation, cellular component: nucleus. The transcript has 2 exons. NCBI's taxonomy places the organism in Eukaryota, Viridiplantae, Streptophyta, Magnoliopsida, Caryophyllales, Amaranthaceae. The record is from RefSeq and is a predicted model, not a curated record. Gene Ontology annotation, molecular function: DNA-binding transcription factor activity. Gene Ontology annotation, biological process: regulation of gene expression; anatomical structure development. The coding region runs from base 675 to 1562 and encodes 295 amino acids.
UUAAAAUAAUGCAUAUAUUAUAUAAUUCAAAUUAAAUCAACGCAAUUAAUUAAUUCAAUUCCUCAUGUAUAGUAAAUAUUACCUUAUUCUUACUAAUCAACCUGAUUCUUACAACUCUCCCUUAUAUUUUUUAAGUGCCUCAAUUUAAAUUAUGCCUAUUAUAUUCACAUACAUCACUUUGACCAAUGUUAGUUGGUGCUUACAGAUAAAAUUAAACAUAGUUAAUCCGUAUAUAUAGGUAAUGUUAUUAGAUUAUUUCAAUGUAAACUUUUUUGAAUAUCAGCUAUAUAUUAUAGUAUACCUGUAUAUUUAUUGAUAAUGAAAGAGAUAUAAUUAGUUAAAGUUUUGUGUUGACAAAUGUGCCAAUUAUAAAUUUGGGGCAGUUAAAAUGAACCGGGAAUAAUAUUUAGUUAAAGUUAUUGUAAAUCCUUUUUUAUUUUUUUAUUUUUUAUUUUUUAUUUUUUUUAACCAUUUACUUCACAUUUUAAUAUCAAAGCACAAGGUUUACUCCUUAAGAAUAUACGGGGGGUGGUAAAAAGUGUAUACCUAUUAUGAGUAUAAUGGAUUAUUUGGUAAAACCUUUUCAUAUCUAGAAUUACAUAAGGUUGGGAUUUUGGACCAUUUACCCUAAAAUUGCUAAUUCUAGCUAUACGUACAAAGGUAGUAUAUAAAUUAUGGUAGUAGGGUUCUACAUACAAAUCUAUCAAUUCAAAAUUUCAUGCUAUAGACAUAUAGAGUAUAGCCUAGAAUUCCCUUAUAGAUUCAUGAAACCAAUUGCAAUUACGACAUUCUCAUGCACUUCUUCAUUAGGCAGUUUUAGUAACAAAGAUGAUGAUAAGAGAAUUGAACCUCUCAAUCUUUUUCCGGACAAGGCCGAGGGCUUCUCAAGUGUCAAGGAUUUCAACAACGCGAAAAAGCUUAACAACAAAGAAGGAGAAGAUGAUAAUAACAACGGCGUUACAGUUGCCUUGCACAUUGGGUUACCUAAUCAUGAUAACUUGGUAAGGAAGGGAAAUGGAAAUGAUGUUGGUGAUAACAAUAAUAAUCACCUUCUAAUGUCUAAUAAUUAUUGGAUACCAAGUGCUGCUCAAAUUCUAGUAGGGUUCACCCAUUUUUCUUGCCACCUUUGUAGUAAGACCUUUAACCGUUACAAUAAUCUUCAGAUGCACAUGUGGGGCCACGGAUCACAGUACCGAAAAGGCCCAGACUCAUUAAAAGGAGUCCAACCACGAGCCAUACUAAGUGUACCAUGCUAUUGCUGCGAGGAAGGGUGCAAAAACAACAUCAACCACCCAAAAUCUAAGCCUUUGAAGGACUUCCGCACACUACAAACUCACUACAAGCGCAAGCACGGCCACAAGCCUUUCAGCUGUCGUAAGUGCGGCAAGUCGUUGGCCGUCAAAGGCGACUGGCGCACACACGAGAAGAAUUGUGGCAAGCGUUGGCUUUGUCUUUGUGGUUCUGACUUUAAGCAUAAGAGGUCACUUAAGGAUCACAUUCGCGCUUUCGGGUCUGGCCAUGCUCCUUUCCCUCCUUCCUUUGAUACCGUUCAGCUACUAUAGUUGAUUUUACAGUGAUAGUGUUGGUCUAAUGGAUCUUCAUGUGACAUGUUUGCUGUUGUACUACUAAUCGAUAUAAUGAUUGGCGAAGUAUUAACUUCAAUAUUUCAAUACGUUCAUCCUUAAUUUUUAAACACAAUUCCUUUCAUGACUUCUAUUUUUUUUUCUUUUCUUUGUGCUAUAAUUAUUAAUACUUUUAAAUUCACAUUUGUCAGUGUUUAAGUUCAACUAGGGGUGUGUAAAUCGGGUACCCGAUCAAAAUUUUAGGAUCCGGACUCGAAAUUGGUUGGGACUGGGUCCUAAAACUCAGAACCGGUAUAAUCGGGUCCUAAAAUUUAGGAGUUGAAAUUGGUUCCACCGGGUACUAAUUCCGGUUCUGGGUACCCACUUAUAUACAUACUUGCUAAAAUAUAAUACAAAUCAUAAUAUUUCUUGGUUUAUUUUCAUUUUUAGCAUUUAAUACUUAUAUUUUCAUAUGAAUUAAGCUAAUUUAUGAUAGACAUUAAUAUUAUUUUACUAACUAGAUACAUUCAACAUAUUUUUGUUUUUUUUUAAAAUAUAUAUUUAGUUGAAUAUAUGUUGGGUAACCGGGUACCCAACCGGUUCUGGUUCCUAAAAGAUUGAGAAUUGGAAUUAGAAUCGGUUGCAACCGGGUCCUUAAUUUAUUACCCGGAAUUGGAACUACCGGGUCCAAUUCCGACUCCGGACCCGCCGGUUCCUAACCGGUUCCGAUUCCAAUUCCGAGUACUUAGAAUUUCUGCUCACCCUUAAGUUCAACUAUUGAUAUCUUUGUUUCAAUAAGUCAAAAUUAUAGCAAAUUUGAUGUUUUAAUUUGAUACAUUGAGCCACUUUAAUUUGGAAAAAAUAAAAAAUUACAAGUAUAUACUUUAAGUCAAUUGUAAUAAGAUUUUACAUAAAUAUAUAUAAAUUAUUUCUUGAAUAUUAAUCAUCAUAUAUAGUUAAAUUAGAUUAUGUAAAUAAUGUAAAAGUCAAAGUGUUAAAGUGCUUGUCUUGUAAAAAAAAAAAAAAAAAAAAAAAAAAAAAAAAAAAAAAAAAAACAAACAAACAAAAGGUGUUGUAAGUGUUAAGAUAUGAUACGGAUUACUUUUAUUAGUUUUGAGUAUAUGGGGCUAUUUGAAGACCACCUGAUUUGUAUUGGUGUUCGGAUUUGAACUCAAAUCUUCUUUUGGGCGUCCAUAGCGUAAGAGUAGAGAGUUCGUCCAUUAGGAGCACAGAGUGCAUGCAAUGGACCACAGUUUCAUAGGGUGGGAUUGCCCUGGGCUUUGUUUGCAAAAGAUGCACAAAAAUGGGAAAGGGUAAAUAAAAUUAAGUUGCAAACUUACCAAUUUAUUACUCUACGUAGUAUAUUGAAACAAUACUUAAACAGAAGGAAGUGUAUAAGUUCAUAAUAUAAUGUAGGACCACAUAAUAGCUUAAAUUAAUUUCAGAUCAAACAUUACAACUCCAACAUCACCAACUUUAAAUUAUUUGGGAAUAUAAUAGAAAAAAGAAACUUGGUGAACCAAUUCAAUCUCACUUAACACUUUUUUUUUUUUUUUUUUUUUUUUGGCAAUAAAACAAAUUAGCACAAGUUUGCCUCCAAAGAAAUAGUUGUAUCAAAGAAAAACAGAAACAUAAUUUAUUCAUUAAAUUCAUCCAAUAAUUAACUAGGCAUAUGAGCUUGCUUGCUCAAUUUUAUGAUUGCUACUUGACUUUUUUGAGAGAAAGAACCUCUUGGUUGACUAAUUUUUCAAAGUCUAAGUAGGAUGAACCACUUGGAGUUGCUAAUGCUUCUUCAGCUAAUUUUUUCCACUCCAAUGCUUUACUUGCCAUUUCUUCCCCCCUUUUGUCUUCCAUAAGCUCUCUCACUUGUCUCUCAACCUCACUUCUCCUUACAUCGUUGUCGAUCUCCAUGCCUAUGCCCCACUUUUCGAAACUAAACCAACAAUUGGUUUGUUGUUCUGCGAAGAAAGGCCAACACAUAAGUGGCACCCCGCUACAUAUAGUAUCUAGUGUCGAGUUCCACCCACAAUGUGUCAAAAAUGAGCCAAUUGAUGGAUGGUAUAAGAUUUUUUCUUGAUCACACCAACUAGUCACUAGACCUCGAUCUUUUGUUUCAGCUAGGAAUUCAGGUGGUAUAACAGCGGAAUCUCCAGUUACAAUAUCAGGUCUAAGAAUCCACAAAAGGGGUGCUUACUAUUAGCAAGACCCCACGCAAAUUCAAUAAGAUUUUCAUUUGUCAUAGUUGUGAUGCUCCCGAAACUUACAUAAACAACGGAUUUCGGCUUCUUUGAGUCAAGCCACUCAAAGCAAGUCGAAUCCUCCUUCCAUAGGUUAGACCCCAAGGACUUGACCGCGGCAUCAUCAGACACAUUAUUUAGCUGCAAUUGCAUUGGUCCGAUGUUGUAUAUCGGACCAACUACAAUUUUCAAUAUGUCCUCAAGAACAUCAUGCUCCAAUGCAUCAAAAGAGUUAAAAAUAAUUGGUGCUGAAGACUUAGCAGCUCUUUCAGUUGUGAAUUUUAGGAAAUUUAACAUAAUGUCAUCUUUGUCUGUGGUUAGGAUAAAGGUUGGUAUAUAUUUCAAUUGUAUACCUUUCAUGCUAGGUACCCAAUCGACGACCAUGUCUAAGGAGACAUCGGUUGCGAAAUUUGAAUCUGUUUUAAAGGCAAAGAAUAAAUAUGAUCAAGUAACAAAGCUGUUUCGGGUGAAAACAAUGGGACCUUGCCGAAGGUCCGCUGAAACGGAGAAGACUAGAUUCGG